AGCUGGGUCUUGUGGGUAUGGCUUUUUGGACCUCAGAGACUGCCCAGACUGCAUCGAUUUAUCCAAGCUUUCUGUGUUCUUCCUCAGACUGAGCUCACAUUUCCAUCCAGGCCAACGGGACCAUGUCUACCAGCCUGACCACUUGUGAGUGGAAGAAAGUCUUCUAUGAGAAGAUGGAGGUGGCAAAGCCAGCUGACAGCUGGGAACUCAUCAUAGACCCCAACCUCAAGCCCAAUGAACUGGGCCCAGGCUGGAAGCAGUACCUGGAGCAGCAUGCCUCAGGCAGGUUCCACUGCUCCUGGUGCUGGCACACCUGGCAGUCCGCAAAUGUGGUCAUCCUCUUCCACAUGCACCUCGACCGUGCCCAGCGCGUUGGUUCGGUGCGCAUGCGCGUGUUCAAGCAGCUGUGCUACCAGUGCGGCACCUCACGGCUGGACGAGUCCAGCAUGCUGGAGGAGAACAUCGAGGGCCUGGUGGACAACCUCAUCACCAGCCUGCGCGAGCAGUGCUACGACGAAGACGGUGGCCAGUACCGCAUCCACGUGGCCAGCCGGCCGGACAGCGGGCUGCACCGCGGCGAGUUCUGCGAGGCCUGCCAGGAAGGCAUCGUGCACUGGAAGCCCAGCGAGAAGCUGCUGGAGGAGGACGCCGCCUACACCGAUGCCUCCAAGAGGAAAGCCCAGGCCGGGUUUAUCUACAGCUUCUUCUCAUUUCGCUGGUGUCUGUUUUGGGGUGCCCUCUGCCUGGUUAUUGUCUAUCUGCAGUUCUUCCGAGGUCGCUCUGCCUUCCUUUAGGGGAACCGGUUAGGGGUGGGGAGAGGGGACAUGGGCUUGAGAGUGAGGAGGACUCUGGUCUCCUGAUUCUGCCACAAGUUCAAUCUACGACUCCAGUCAUCUGCACCCUGCUCACUCGUCUACCAAACAAGGAGUCUGCACUAGGAGAUGCCCAAUGGUCUCUCUACUAAUUCGGCAGCAA
Molecule: messenger RNA, 975 nt
Organism: Peromyscus maniculatus bairdii (prairie deer mouse)
Lineage: Eukaryota; Metazoa; Chordata; Mammalia; Rodentia; Cricetidae
Gene: Rtp2
Product: receptor transporter protein 2
Biological process (GO): protein insertion into membrane; detection of chemical stimulus involved in sensory perception of bitter taste; protein targeting to membrane
Cellular component (GO): cell surface
Molecular function (GO): olfactory receptor binding
Source: RefSeq, a predicted model, not a curated record